UUCACAGCGGCAGUUAGUUUCCAUAACAACGUGUAAACACAUCUGAAAAGGUCGAAAUAAAUACGUAAAAUACAAAAAGAAAACACGGGAUACGAUGUAAACAAAUUGUGUAGCUAUAAGUGAAAAUGAGCAAGACAGAUACAACAUCUGUAGCAGAGGCCUUCAUACAGUUCCAAAUUCAGGUUAAAAAGAAAGAAAUUCAAGAUUUUAAGGACGAAAUGUUUCAACUAGAAGAUAAGCAGCAACAACUGAUAAAGCUGCAGGAGCAGCUGAGAGAAAAGCAGACGCGUCGCGUGCGUGAGCUAAAUAAACAGAUAAAGGAGCGGGAGAGGAACCUGGAGCAAAAGCAGCGGGAAGAUGAAGAGCAGGUGAAGAACAUGGCUCAAGAGAACCUGGAGAUAAAACAAGAGCAAGAGAAAGAACUAGAAGAACUGCGCUGUAAACUUGCAAGGCUGCAGGUGCAAGUGGAGGAACUGCAGAAGGAAAGGCAGGAAUGGCUUCAGUACAAGAACGAGGGCAGCUUGAAAGACCAUCAAAAGAUAGAAAAACUGGAAAAAAACAUUGCCUCUACACAAAAGAUUUUCCAGGAGUUAUCAGAACAUUUUCAGAGAUCUCUGGUUGCAAUUGUUGAAGAAACUGAGCAAAAGAUAUCACAGAGUAUUGCGGGUGUAAAUCAGCUUGCCUUUAAGAGAGCAGCUGAAAACCUUAAUAAUGACAGUAAAUUAAUGAUUGAAGAACAUGUUUGCCUGAAUGAACAGGUUCCCCUAUAUAAUAAGGAGAUCGCAGUGUUGGAAUCCACCGUCCAGCAGUUAGAAGAGGAAAACCUAGAACAUGUUAAUAAUAUUUUCCAAAUACUCCGUAUGGCUGAUCCUCAGUUCAGCCAAGAUAAUGAAUUGCUUACGCAAUCUGCUAGCCUUGGGUCCCAUGAAACCAGUAGUAUGGAAAGGAACAUAAUGAAAAUAAGCCUUGAGGAAACGUCAGAGUUGGUCAACAGACCCCCGUAUCCCCACCAGCCGUUAGAGGAAGCUGAAGGGGCUCAACAGGAAAGAGAUGUGACCGCCUCUGAUGGCACAACUCCUUCCACUCCACCUGACCUCAGCAAGACUAAUUUCAAGGAGCCGAUGCAUCUGGACUUGCUGGGGCGCAGGCUGCUGUGCGUGAUAGGUAAAGCAUCCCCCCUGCACCCACCGCCUAAUGACCCCAUGGAUGUGAGCGAAGAGAUGACCUUUGACCUGUUGCAAACUGCAAAGUGGCCAAUUACAACAAAGAUCAUCAAUAGCAAGUUUCAGCAAUCAGAUUCACAGUCUGGAGAAUCUGAUGCAUCUUUAUACAACACCUGUGAAAUUCAGCAGUUAUAUGUCAAUUAAAAUACAAGAAUGGCAAAUAAUUUCCAUGGAUUCCAAAAAACAAUUAUAAACACACACUAGGGCUGAGCGGUUCUUGGUAAAAAAAAUUAAACUGUACCGUUCACACACGGUUCGGCACGCA
This is a messenger RNA of Ctenopharyngodon idella (grass carp), 1488 nucleotides long. It is a transcript of the gene ccdc83, whose product is annotated as coiled-coil domain containing 83. The transcript is spliced from 11 exons. NCBI's taxonomy places the organism in Eukaryota, Metazoa, Chordata, Actinopteri, Cypriniformes, Xenocyprididae. The coding region runs from base 126 to 1367 and encodes 413 amino acids. The record is from RefSeq and is a predicted model, not a curated record.